This is a messenger RNA of Neopsephotus bourkii (Bourke's parrot), 1783 nucleotides long. RefSeq names its product GDP-L-fucose synthase (gene GFUS). The transcript is spliced from 10 exons. The coding region runs from base 436 to 1404 and encodes 322 amino acids. The record is from RefSeq and is a predicted model, not a curated record. NCBI's taxonomy places the organism in Eukaryota, Metazoa, Chordata, Aves, Psittaciformes, Psittacidae. Gene Ontology annotation, biological process: nucleotide-sugar biosynthetic process. Gene Ontology annotation, molecular function: GDP-L-fucose synthase activity.
UAAGAUUUGAGGUGCAGGGGGAGAUCUGGGGUGCAGACCUGGGACCUGUGCAUGGGGGGGGAUGUGGGGUGAACCUCCCUUUUCAGAGGCCGGGCAGUGCUGUGUGUCACAACGUGGCAGCAUCUGGCUCCAGCCCAGGUGCCACCUCCACAGGAGGAGCCCGUGGGGCCACCAACCAGCUCGUUCAUUAGCAACCACAGCUGACCAGUUCCUGCUGCCCCGGCACCACCGGGCUCCCCUCUUCCUCUUUCCUUCCUGCUUGGGCUGGAACAAGAGGAUAAAGGGCCCCUAAAAUUGAUCCCAUGGGCAUGAUGCUCACGGGUGCCCGCACCAGGGUGGGGGUGAGCUCCGUGGUCCAUAGCCAGGACCCUCAAGGUGAACCCCAAGGUGACCCCAGCUUAUUUCCCCUCUACUCCACAUAGGGUUUUGGCCACGAUGGAGGUGACGGAGCCGGUGGCCAAACGCAUCCUGGUGACGGGUGGCACCGGCUUGGUGGGAAAAGCCAUUGAGAAGGUGGUGGCUGAUGGAGAGGGGCGCCCGGAUGAGGAGUGGAUCUUUGUGUCCUCCAGAGACGCCGACUUGACGAGUGCCACAGAGACCAAAGCCCUGUUUGAGCAGCACAGGCCCACCCAUGUCAUCCAUCUGGCUGCAAUGGUUGGAGGUCUCUUCAAAAACAUCCGCUACAACCUGGAUUUUUGGAGGAGAAACAUCCAUAUCAACGACAACGUCCUGCAUUCAGCGUAUGAGACAGGGGUGCAGAAGGUGGUCUCCUGCCUUUCCACCUGCAUCUUCCCGGACAAGACAACGUAUCCCAUUGAUGAGACCAUGAUUCACAACGGGCCACCUCACAGCUCCAACUUUGGUUACUCCUAUGCCAAGAGGAUGAUUGACAUCCAGAACAGGGGCUACUUCGAGCAGCACGGCUGCCGCUUCACCGCCGUCAUCCCCACCAACGUCUUUGGACCACACGACAACUUCAACAUCGAGGAUGGCCACGUCUUGCCAGGGCUCAUCCACAAGGUCUACCUGGCCAAACAGAAUGGCUCUGCUCUGACCGUCUGGGGCACAGGCAAGCCCAGGAGACAGUUCAUCUACUCCCUGGACCUGGCCAGGCUUUUCCUCUGGGUCCUACGGGAAUACGAUGAGGUGGAACCCAUCAUCUUGUCAGUGGGAGAAGAAGAUGAAGUCUCCAUCAGGGAGGCAGCAGAAGCUAUUGUGGAGGCCAUGGACUUCAGGGGAGAGCUUCUUUUUGACACCACCAAGGCCGAUGGGCAGUUCAAGAAGACAGCCAGCAAUGCCAAGCUACGGCGCUACCUGCCCAGCUUCCAGUUCACACCCUUCAGGCAAGCCGUGAAGGAGACCUGCGCCUGGUUCAGCACCAACUACGCCAACGCCAGGAAGUGAUGGGUCAAUGCUGCGCCGGCAUCAUCCUCUUCAACUCAGGGUUGUCCUUUGCUGGGGCAGAGGACGGGGCUGGGGGGGGACACAGUGACGUUUCCAAAGUACAAAAGGGCCACCAGAGCCCACUGCGAAGCCACCAUGGUCCCACCUGCUGCUGGGAGCAGUGUGGGAUGCUCAGUGCAGGUGGAAAGGACGUUUGGGCACCCCGAAAGGUGCUGGGACCCCAGACUAGAUGGUAGCAACCAACUAGAGCCACAGCCUUUGCUGUGUCCAAGAAGCUGGUGGCUCUGGCUGGGCUCUAAUGGGUUACACUACUAAUUACCUGUAAUUAGGCUGUAAUAAAGGGAAGGUGAUCAGGGUUCCUCUGGCACAGGAAUGGCAA